AUGCGGAAAACAACCUCAUUCGGCCUCGCCGUCGGUGUUCUUGCUAUGUUGGCUGGAAGAGUGCCCGCCGAACUGCCCUACAACCCUUCAUACAUCAGCAACCCGGUUUCACCAAACCAAACGGAGGUCUUCAUCCUUUCUCCACAAAAUUCGGCCUCUUCGAAUAGAUUCCGGCUUCAGUCUCUGGAUAUUUCGACUUCGUUCGCGGUCUCCCAGCUCCCGAUCUCAGAGAAUUUUGUUAACAUGCCUUUUGUUACGGAUGAUGGCUCAAAUUCCUUUAUCUCCACUACUGACGCCGCAGGGACCCUGACGGUUUAUGCUGGAGACUGCCACACCAACUCUUCUACAGUCUGGCGACUACUGCGUACCUAUGGGGAUUCGUCCAAUAAUUUGAAGUGGCAGGAGUUACCAGUUCUUUCUGCCGGAGGCGAACACGUCCGUGGACCUUCAUAUUUAUCUGCAGCUGUUUCAUAUUCUUCCCCGGUGCCACCGUCACUGCCGGGCCUCUUCGUUUUUGGAGGAAUGUGCCCAUGGGUGGACAAAAAGGAUAAUAGCUGGGUCUCUGCGGCCGACUAUUCCAAAUCUAUCACGUCUCUCACUGCUGAUAAGGCAUCUUCGAUCCCUUCCUAUCAAGCUGAAAUCAUAACGCCGGGAUCAUCUCCAGUUGCUGAAGCAGGAUUUGCCAUAACACCGUUGGGGCCAGCUUAUUCGAAUUCCUCCAGUGGUAAAACGAUCCAGCAUCAAAAUUUCGUUCUAACCGGGGGCCACACUCAGGGAGCGUUCAUCAACAUGUCCCAGGUUGCGUUGUUUUCUCUCCCUGAAGCUACCUGGAGCUACGUGUUAGUCAGCCAGGACAGUGCAACUCCAUCUCUACCAGACCUGGACGGUAUCGACGGGGUGGAGCCGCGCUCCGGCCAUACUGCGUUAUUGUCACCAGACGGCAGCAAAAUUAUUGUUUUCGGUGGCUGGGUCGGUGAUAUCAGUCGUCCAGCCCAACCUCAACUUGUUAUUCUUGAGCUGGGAGCGGCGUAUGGAGGAUCUGGACACUGGAAGUGGACUGUACCUCGCCAGACCAUGCAUGGACCAAAGCCUGGUACCGGGAUUUUUGGCCAUGGCGCGGCAAUGCUUCCUGGCGGUAUAAUGUUUGUAACCGGAGGCUAUUCGAUUCCCCAGUCGGCUCCGAAACAAUCACGUACGGACCUUACCGCUAAUACCAAAGGAUAUCUCUUUAACACGACUUCGGAGACUUGGAUCACGUCUUACAUUCCUACGAACAACAUGAGCCCCUAUCGCCAUGCGAAUCAUGGACCUCUUUCGCGGAACUCACAAAAAGCUGGCCUUGGGCUUGGCGUCGGCAUUGGGCUUGUGAUUGUCACUGUUAUAGCAUUUCUUGUUUACCGCCGUCGCUCUCGUCACGCUCGCGAACGUCGCAGAACUCGGGAGCAAGUGCUCCGUAGGCUUGCUUUGGGAGCGGAGCGUCCACAUCUGGACCCUUCGGGGAACGUUCACCAGCCGACGAACAACGUCACGGCAGAAAAAUUGGCUCUCUAUCCCAAUGCAUACUCAUGGGUUGGCAAUCCCAGCAAUCGUGACUCUAAAGAUACUGGCACUGCGUCUGCGGAAAGAACAGGGCUUCUGGUAGAUAUGCCAAGUCCCACAAGAGGUCUUCGACGGAGUGUGCAUUACAGAGGAUGUCAAUCCUCUCCAUGCUUUGAGAGUUCGAGAAGGAACGUAGGAUUCAGUGGUAUACAUCCGAUCGACGAGGGAGAUGAAUGUGAGGAUGCCAUUGACAACAGUGCGAUGGCGCUAGAGAAAGGAGCAACUCAACAGCAGAACCGGACAUCUGUUAUCUCCAAUCCGUUUAGUGAUUCUUCCCGCUAUAGCGAUUCUUACAGUGCCAGUUCGUUUCCGCAAGGCAUAGCGAUCCAUGAAAAAUCAUCCUCAAACGAAUGGACGGAUACUUCCGAGUCCAACGACACCGCCUCCAGGAGUUACUCUCCAGAUAAGAGUCUCCGAACACUAUCGGGUUUCUCUGAAGUUUCCAGCUCUUUCAUGUCGUCCUCCUCGCAGCCCGCAAAUCGUGUUUUUUUGAACAAAAACCUAGCGGACGGUCCAGCUGCGUUCGAGCCCAUCCAAAACUGGUCCCCUGAAAGCCACUUCCAAGGGCAGUUACAUGCACACUCUACCGGUGGUGGCAGUAGCUACGAUCCGGUCAACGAGUUAAGUACACAUACGACGUGGUCCUCGGACAACACCAUUGUAUCUCAAGGCCCUGCACAUAAUGCAACUUUCGGCCGAACACAAGCAGAAAACGAAUUUCUGCUUGGUGUUACGCCGUUGGAGUCAUCAAGGAGAGGGUUGAACGUGAUGCAGAACAAAGGUCGGGGAUUAGUUGGUAAUGUCCGCCGCACCCUCCGUUCCGUCAGGAGAGCUGAGAAUAUCGCAAAGUCGAAUUCCGUGAGCCUGGAAAAUAUGUCGUCAGGCUCUCAACGCUCUCAGCGACUAGAACAACAACAGCAGCAGCAGCAGCAGCAGCAGCAGCAGCAGUAUGAGCCAUACAAGCCGUAUCAGCAGCAAAUGAGUACAAGCACGAGUCCCACAAAGAGCCUAUAUAGUUUUCAGGAUGGGAGAGAAUCAACAACAACUUCGGAUUCACAUAGCAUUCCCGGACGCGCCAUGAGCUCCGCCUCGUCAAUCCUGGGGCGCAAGCAGGGUGCGAAGGACUGGGGUGCGAAGCGAUCCUCUGCUGAUAGUGCGCAGAUACGGCUGCUUCAGGCGGCGCGCGCUGCUGAUGCUAAUAAUCUCUACGGAGCAGCAUCGUCGUCGGAGAGUGGUGCUGGUAUGAGUUUAAGCAGCCAUUCACCAGAUCUCCUCGACUAUGAUGACGAUGAGGAGUGGGACGUGGAAGCAGCGGCGGAAGGCAGGUUGGUGCAAAUUGCCUAUACCGUUCCCAAGGAGAAGCUUCGGGUGGUCAAUCCUGGCGUUGGAGAUUAUGUGGACGAACGAUGA
This is a messenger RNA of Histoplasma capsulatum G186AR, 3009 nucleotides long. RefSeq lists its product as uncharacterized. The transcript has a single exon. The record is from RefSeq and is a predicted model, not a curated record. Lineage: Eukaryota; Fungi; Ascomycota; Eurotiomycetes; Onygenales; Ajellomycetaceae. Bases 1 to 3009 code for a protein of 1002 amino acids.